UAAGUUGGCAACCUCAGCAGCUUGGUAACUUAUAAUCCUUUUUGCAAUAUGUUUUCAAAUUUUAAUGAGCUAUUUUAUUUGAACAAUGUAUUUAUUUACCCGAGGGCAACAUAAAUAAGCCAUCAGCAAUUUCUUUUGAUUAGUUAAUGGCGUUUAUUUGAUUUCAAAUUGUUUACUACACGCGCAGCUGGGCUGGGGCUCUGUAGCCUCCGCCGGGGCUCUCGUCUGUUGGCCAACUUUGCCUGAGUUACAUAAGGCACGUAGCGCAAAAGUGAAGAAACACUUGUUGGUUAGCUGCUUGUCUGAUUGGAUGGGGUUGCAGCUUGUAGGGGUCUGGCUGGCACGUAGCAAGGGCAAAUCACAGUUGUGCGAUUACCAACUUGGCAAAUGAAUUGAAUAUAAGCAAUGGGAAUGGUAAUAGAUGAUUAAAGUAAAGGCAGACAGUUAUAAAUGGGCGUUGCGCAAGAGAAGAAUAAAAGUGUUGCCUACUUUUAAGGGCAGCCGCCUGCUUAAGUUGCACUGCGCCGUGUGAAGUGUGCCGCGUGUUCAUUUGAUAAAAAUAACAAGAAAAAGCCCCCGCAGCAGACAACUAACUGCAACACUUGUGUAAAAAUAAACUACAGCGCAAAAAUAAAUACAUAAAAAAGAAUUUGCAAACAAACAACGAAAAACUGUGAACUGUGUCGUUGUUUUUGUUGACGUUUAUUGUGCGAAGGUUGCGUGUUUAUUUUGUGAGCCAAGCGCCAUAGAAUGUGCCACUAAGUGUACGAAAUCCUCAAACAACGGCAACGGCAACGGAAACGGAAACGGAAACGAAAACAGCAUGCCAAGGAUUAUUAGCAGAGCAGGCACCAGCCGAGGCACCAGCAUGACAAGCAUCAAUUGCUUGUGGCUCUGUUUGCUGCUCUGGCAUAGUUGCAGCAUUUUUGGAUUACUGCGUCUCGAACAGCACCUGGCCGAGGCUUUGCCUUUCGAGUAUUUAGACGAACAUGUGGAUGACUUCAACUACGACCUGGACGAGGCACAAUCCCAGGCCAAAUACGAUGCACGCCUGCUGUCCGAGCAAAUGCUAAGCGACGCUGAGAUUCAGCAGAGAGCAGACAUUGAAUCCGGCAUUAUCUCCAAUUCUAACACCAACAAAAACGACAACAACAACAACAACAAUUUCAAUGCCAACUCCAACACCGACUCGACGGCUGCUGCCGCUGGCUCCAGCUCUGCGGCUGAGGUUGCGGACGACUUGGAGCCACACAGCAGGGCAGCGGCAUGUUUCACAAAUGGCCACAAGUACACACACGGCCAAAAGGUGCCGCGUUUGGAUCCCUGCGAGGUUUGCCUUUGCAUGGACGGCGAAAUAUUCUGCUGGUGGGAGAAAUGCGAUAAGGCGAAUGUAAAUAUAGUAGCGACAGCAGCUGCAGCGGCAGAGGUUGAGGCAGAGGCAGAGACAGAGGCAACGGCAACGGCAGCUGCAGCGGAUGGCGGCGGUGACUAUUCGGAUCCGUAUCGGUACGAGACCACAACGAGAAAAUCAACAAAACUGCACAAAACGGCGAGGAAAGCUGGCAAGCGGCACAAGCAUCACAAGAAUCAAAAGAAUUUUAAUGACUACGAAGUUUACCACAGCCGCAAGCAGGCGCCGGAUUAUGAAAAGCCAGACAUAAAGCAACAAAAACAAAAGAGCGACAGCGUUGCCAACCACAGCAACUACAAUAUAAUCAAGCAACACAAACAUGAGCCGCAGCAAAAGUUGGCAACGGCAACGGCAACGGCAAACCUCCAGCAACAACAGCAGCAGCAGCAACAUAAGAAACCCCCUCAACAGCAGCAGCAGCAGCCACUCCAUAUGGCAGCAACUUCUGUUAAUCAAGCAGCAAAGGAAACGCAUUAUCAACAACAAUUGGCACCGCCUCAGCAGCAGCAGCAACAGCAGCAGCAGCCGCCACAGCAGCAACACCUACACCAACAGCAGCAGCAGCAACAUUUGCACGCCCAUCAGCCUCACUCGUCCAGUAAAAUUUUAAAUUUUCCCGAAAAUUUGCCGGCCCUGCUUUAUUACGACUACAAAACGGAGGAGCAUGAGCAUCAUCAGCAUCAGCAUCAUCAGCAGCACUUGCUGCAUGAAAAGCAACGGCUGCAACAACAACAGCAGCAACAGCAGCAGCAACAGCAGCUGCGGCAGCAACAGCAGAAGAUACUGCAAAAGACGAACGCAAUUGUUGAACUCAGCACAGACUUGGGCACUGAUAAAAACUUUGAUGAGGCGGAAACAGACAGCGAUAUUUUGCCCGAGCCACCAACCAAGCGACCAGCAACAACAUUGACAGCCACCAGCAGCAACAGCAGCAACAACAGCAACAGCAGCAGCAGCAGCAGUAGCAGCAGCAUAGUCAAGGCGACAACAAUGGCAGCAGCAGCAACAACAAUCGAAAUGAUGACAACGCCGCGCAGCCAACCAGCAGCCACAGCGGUUGCUAUGGCAAAUACAAAUCUGCAACAGGAUCAGGAAAUUGAGGAAGCUGACGAUGCAUUUCAUCGCUGGCUGACAUCGACGGAACUGAAUGUUGACAGCACAAACACGCUCGACGAUAGCUUGGCAGCAGCUGCGGCAGCAGCAGCAGCAGCAGUUGCUGUCGAACAGGAAACGCCAGCAUCAACAAUAAUCGAUGAUGUUGGCAUUAACAAAGGCAACAACAACACCACCAGCAGCAGCAGCAGCAGCAGCAAAGACAAUGGCAACAGGCACGGCAACAACAUAGCUGACAAUGCGGAUGCUGUGUUCUUUCGUAGCUCCUACAAUGAUUACAGCAGCGAAUUCAAUGGCAGCGUAGUCAAUAUUGACAUUACACUAACUGCUGUCGAUGUGCACCCACAUCAACAACAUCAGCAACAGCAGCAGCAGCAGUUGCCCAAAGCUGAUGCCAGUGCGCAAACGGAUUUAAUUGCAAAAGACAACCAAACGUCAGACGUGGGCGCUGCUGCUGCGAGACAACAAACAACAAUGCAACCAGCAACAGCAGCCACAACAACAACAACGCCGCGUGUGGCCAUCAGCAGCAGCAGCAGCAGCAGCAGCAAUCAGUACAGUGUGCCGCCCUACACGCUGACAACGAUUAUAACAACAACGCCGCUGGCAACGGGGCGUAUGUGCAAUGUACUUGGCAAAUUGUAUAAAAUUGGUGAAAUUCUGCCACAGGACACCGGCAACUGUUUGCAGUGCAUUUGCACGGAUGCGGUGACACCUGAUGAGCUGCCCAGCGUCACAUGCAGUCCCCACAACUGCCCGCCGCUCGUCCUGCCCGAUCUGUUCGAUGCGACUGGUUACUGAGGUUACGGGUAUGUGCUGUAAGUUGCAAAAUCUGCCAAGAGACAGAAGUUCAAUACAAAUAAAAAAAGAAAGCAAAAAACCAAAUUAUAAUCAAAUACACGCAUGCAUAUAUUGAACAAAUUGGAGAAACAAAAACAAGGUAAAAGCAAAUUAAUGCACAUUAAUUGAAUUUUAAUUGGAUUGGAAUUAAGCGUGGGCAAUUAUUAAAAUUUCAACUGCAGCAGCCAUAAACUCACACGAAACUAAUUAAACAGUUACACACACUUUCUAUCAAACACACACACAGUCGCAUACUCAACUUUAACUCAGUCUUUGGACUAACUCAGCAGUAGCUAUAUACAAUUUAUGGAUUUCAUGUAAAGCCCUCCCUAUCAUGAGUGCAUUGCACACUCACUAAAACAAAUACAAAACCUAUCAACAGCAACUAGAAGAACAACAACGACAACUACAACACACACACAUGCAUAUAAAGUUACUCAUUUACCUAUAGCUGAUAUGUAUGUAUAUGUGUGUUAAGUGGAACAGAUUAAAUUGCUGAGAGCAAAGUCUAGUUUAUAAGCUGAAUGUUUAUGCAUUUUACAUACAACAACAAAACGUAGUUGAGAAGCCAACAAAUCUACCCACCCCCGCCCCGCCAUUCAACCCUCUGCCCAGUCUCUUAAUCAAAUGGAAAUAAAUGUAUACACCAUUAGAAAUUUUAAAGAAUUUAUAGAUGUACUUAAAGCCCACACAGACACACACUCACACUGUGCAACAUUAAAUACCUA
Messenger RNA from Drosophila virilis, 4092 nucleotides. Its product is annotated as bromodomain-containing protein DDB_G0280777. The record is from RefSeq and is a predicted model, not a curated record. Lineage: Eukaryota; Metazoa; Arthropoda; Insecta; Diptera; Drosophilidae.